Umbelopsis ramanniana AG is the source of this 601-nucleotide messenger RNA. RefSeq lists its product as uncharacterized. The transcript has 3 exons. The record is from RefSeq and is a predicted model, not a curated record. Gene Ontology annotation, biological process: intra-Golgi vesicle-mediated transport. Bases 44 to 475 code for a protein of 143 amino acids. NCBI's taxonomy places the organism in Eukaryota, Fungi, Mucoromycota, Umbelopsidomycetes, Umbelopsidales, Umbelopsidaceae.
CUUGCCUUGACACACUGUAUCUCUCCACCCUAUCGAUUCCUCCAUGUCUGAUCGAAAAAAACUAUUUGGAAACAACAAGGGCAAAGGUGUCAGCCGCGAUCGGGAGGAGGAAAAUGCACUGAUGCUCGAACAGCAAAAUGAUAUGCGAAUGCAGGAACUAGAUGCCAAAGUCUCUGCUUUGAAAAACGUUACUAUUGAUAUCCACCGUGAUGUGACUGAGCAGCACGACUUGAUUGAUGAAUCCACCAACGUAUUUGCAGGCUUUGGCUCAGCUUUCAACAACUCGUUUGGGCGGCUCAAUAGAAUGGUUUCAACUCGGCACAAGCGACAAUUGUGCCUUUACGUCGCAGUCAUUGUAGUUGUCUUCUUCAUUUUCUACUAUGGCUUUGGUGCCUUCUGGUCAUCAUCUUCCUCCGAAACCGCACCCAUUCUGGACGACCAUUCUGCACUACACAAUGACGCUGAUAUAUUAUAGAUGCUCUGCAUACCUCGAUUUUAGUUAUGCUUCGCUCCAGCCUUCAACAGCUAGGUCUCUCGUGUAUUAUGACAUUAUCCAUCCACUGCUAUACACCAUUUGGGCAACAUAGCGCGUUAAAAUCUA